GAUUUGAAGUGAGGUUAUUUUGCUCUCAAAACGAAAACAUUGUAUAACCGGAAUCGGUAUGCAUGAUUUUUUUGUAUUUUAUAAUUUAAUGUAAAAUUUCUUGUUAAUUGGCUGAAUUUUAAAACAUUUCGAGAUGCUGGUGCGUCGUCCUGUACAGGCCAUCUCGUGCCUGGUGCGAGGUUUCUCCAACAUUUCCAUUCGAGAAUCGACAAAGGUUUUCAGCGCUGUUCCACCGAGGAAUCUGGCACGGGAAACGAAAGCGGACACUCCCCUUCGGAUCACCUUCUUGCCACGGGAAAUUUCCUUGGAUAUUGGCCAUUCCCGCAACAUCAACCCUCUGAUUCCGCGGAAGGAAAUCAUAGAUAUUCCGCUGAUCAAUCGCAUCAUUGAGAAUCCCAAUCAGUCUCGCAUUUCGGAAAUUGGCGAUCGGUUACCAGCUGUGGCACCGGUUGUGGACCUUCCCACCAGCAGCGGCAAAGUAGAUGACAACGGUAUUCAGGCUGCUCGGUUGAUUGUGAUCCGACGACGAAAAAUGCGAAAACACAAGUUGAAGAAGCUCCGCAAGAAGAUGAAAUACGAAUGGGCAAAGGUGCGCCAACGGCGGGAGCUGCGCAAGGAAAAGGCCUUCCAAGCUGGGCUGAUCAAUCAAAUCAAAGAGGCUGAACGGUUCUCGGCUGAAAUGUAUGUCGCGGAGAAGCUUCGGCAGGCCAACGACACGCCCAUUCCUCGAUUCUGGAAGGGCAAACGGUUGCCGCAGUUCAUCAUCAAGCAAAAGCUGGGAAUUGAGUAGAAUGGCGGGUGACUGUUGGUUAGAAAAUUGUGAAAAAAUAAUAAACUAUUGUAAUUAAA
This is a messenger RNA of Aedes aegypti (yellow fever mosquito), 849 nucleotides long. RefSeq lists its product as uncharacterized. Bases 134 to 790 code for a protein of 218 amino acids. The transcript has 3 exons. The record is from RefSeq and is a predicted model, not a curated record. Lineage: Eukaryota; Metazoa; Arthropoda; Insecta; Diptera; Culicidae.